AUGCCGAGGAAGCAGCGUCUGCCCAACACACCAACUCCUGCUCCCACCCCUGCACCUACUCCGGCUCCCACUCCCGCACCUACUCCAGCUCCCACUCCCGCACCUACUCCAGCUCCCACUCCCGCACCUACUCCAGCUCCCACUCCCGCACCUACUCCAGCUCCCACUCCUGCUCCAACUGGCCCCACUCCCGCACCUACUCCAGCUCCCACUCCUGCACCAACUGGUCCCACUCCCGCACCUACUCCUGCUCCAACUGGACCCACUCCCGCACCAACUGGCCCAACUGCAGGUCCCACUGCUGGCCCAACUGCAGGUCCCACUGCUGGCCCAACUGCAGGUCCCACUGCUGGCCCAACUGCAGGUCCCACUGCUGGCCCAACUGCAGGUCCCACUGAAGGCCCAACUGCAGGGCCCACUGAAGGCUCAACUGCAGGUCCCACUGAAGGCCCAACUGCAACCCCCACUGAUGGCCCAACUGCAACACCCACUGAUGGCCCAACUGCAACACCCACUGCAGCCCCAACUGCAACCCCCACUGAUGGCCCAACUGCAACCCCCACUGCUAGCUCAACUCACCCAACUGUAGGCUCAACUCAGUCCCACUCCCGCACCAACUGGUCCCACUCCCGCACCAAUUCCUGCACCGACUGGUCCCACUCCUGUUCCUACUCCUGCACCAAUCUGGUCCCAUUCCUGCACCAACUGGUCCCACUCCUGCACCAAAUUGGUCCCACCCCUACACUAACUCCUGCACCAACUGGUCCCACUCCCGCGCCUACUCCCGUACCAACUGGUCCCACUCUCACACCAACUCCUGCACCAACUGGUCCCAUUCCUACACCAACUCCUGCACCAACUGGUCCCAUUCCCAUACCUACUCGUGCACCAACAGGUCCCACUCCCGUACCAACGUACCAACUGGCCCAACUGCAGGUCCCACUGCUGGCUCAACUGCAAUAUCUUAAACCCACCAGGAGGCAUAGAACUAUGCAGAGCUGCUCCCUUUUUCACACUAGGCUAGCCAGCGCUGGCAGGUGCAAGCGAGAAGGUACAGUGGUGGGAGCAGAUGGUGAUGCAUUGGCUGUGAAAAGAAUGUAUUUGUAUGAUUAA
Molecule: messenger RNA, 1113 nt
Organism: Penaeus indicus
Lineage: Eukaryota; Metazoa; Arthropoda; Malacostraca; Decapoda; Penaeidae
Exons: 4
Coding region: 1-1113 (370 amino acids)
Source: RefSeq, a predicted model, not a curated record